Gadus morhua (Atlantic cod) is the source of this 944-nucleotide messenger RNA. RefSeq names its product calcium binding protein 5a (gene cabp5a). The record is from RefSeq and is a predicted model, not a curated record. Gene Ontology annotation, cellular component: cytoplasm. Bases 223 to 768 code for a protein of 181 amino acids. The transcript is spliced from 7 exons. Gene Ontology annotation, molecular function: calcium channel regulator activity; calcium ion binding. Lineage: Eukaryota; Metazoa; Chordata; Actinopteri; Gadiformes; Gadidae.
UCACUUCACUGCUCCAUCUACACAGCAAUCCUCCACACACCCUGCACCCGUCCUACAGGACACACCACAGACCAGCACAUACAGACAGAGAGACAGACAGACCAACAAAGGUAGGGGUUGGACCAUUUGACCAGGACAGACAGACAGGAGUUAGACGAGUAGAGAGAGGAGAGACAGCACAAGGAGGGAAAGAGCGAACAAGGGCAUCUUCUGGUUGUCUUUAUGUUCCUGGAGAAAGACACACACUCACAACACGAGAUGAGUUUAGGAGCAGCCUGCAUCUUCCUGCGUGGGGGAAAGAACACCGAGAGAGAGCUGGCUGAAGACGAGAUUGAAGAGCUCCGGGAGGCCUUUAAUGAGUUCGACAAGGACAAGGACGGCCUGAUCAGCUGUAAGGACCUUGGCAACCUGAUGAGGACCAUGGGCUACAUGCCCACCGAGAUGGAACUCAUAGAACUCAGCCAGAACAUCAACAUGAACCUGGGGGGCCGGGUGGACUUUGAGGACUUCGUGGAGCUCAUGGCCCCCAAGCUGCUGGAGGAGACGGCCGGGAUGAUCGGCAUGAAGGAGCUGAAGGACGCCUUCAAAGAGUUUGACAUGGACGGGGAUGGGGAGAUUACCACAGAGGAACUGCGCCAGGCGAUGACCAAACUGAUGGGCGAGCACAUGGCCGCCAGCGAGAUCGACGCCAUCGUCAAGGAGGCUGACGACAACGGAGAUGGAACCGUCGACUUCGAAGAGUUUGUCCAGAUGAUGUCCCGCCAGUAGGACACCAGUAGGACACCAGUAGGACACCAGUAGGACACCAGAAGACAGGAGAACCCUCAAUCAUCUCAACCUCCUCUGAGCUGCUGAUGAACCACACAGUUUGCAACAGCUCGCCUACACACACACACACACACACACACAGACACACACACACACACACACACACACACACACAC